UCAUCAAGAGCGUGGAAAAUCAAAAUCAAAAUCAAAAUCAAAAUCAUCAUUGUUUUGAGAGAGAUGGCAAAUAUUAAGACUCAGAGCCUGCUCUUAGCAACAUUGAUCAUGGUAGGAGCCCUAAUUUUGAGCGACUCUAAGGUUUCGGGCUUUUCAGACAACUGCGACGACAACAAACUUAAAGAAGCCGGAGUACAAUGUUUCCAGUAUGUCAAAAUUUCAGGACCAAAAAUUCCUCCUUCUAAAGAGUGUUGCGAUGUAUUGAAAAAUGCAGACAUGAACUGCAUUUGCAAGCAUGUCACACCGGAAGUGGAAAAAAUGGUCAGCGUGGAAAAAAUUGUUUAUGUGGCUCAGACCUGUGGCUUAGCAUUCAGUCCUGGAACCAAAUGUGGGAGUCACACUGUUCGUAAGGAUUGAGAACAGAUUACAGCGCUGAUGGGAUGCUCCUGUUAAAGUUGCUUAUAGUUAGUGACUUUUUAAAUUAAUAAAUAAAAGGAGUAUACGUUUUUUUUUUUUUUUUUUUU
Molecule: messenger RNA, 524 nt
Organism: Jatropha curcas
Lineage: Eukaryota; Viridiplantae; Streptophyta; Magnoliopsida; Malpighiales; Euphorbiaceae
Source: RefSeq, a predicted model, not a curated record